Raphanus sativus (radish) is the source of this 1362-nucleotide messenger RNA. RefSeq lists its product as uncharacterized. The transcript has a single exon. The record is from RefSeq and is a predicted model, not a curated record. NCBI's taxonomy places the organism in Eukaryota, Viridiplantae, Streptophyta, Magnoliopsida, Brassicales, Brassicaceae. Gene Ontology annotation, biological process: shoot system development; root development. The coding region runs from base 186 to 1154 and encodes 322 amino acids.
UACGUGUUAUGCUUCUGCUUCGUGAAGUACCCACACUCACUUCACAUGGUCUUCACUUCUUACGCUAGCUACAGGCCCUACUCAUUGACAUUUAUUAUCAUUAUGUGUGUUUAUAUAAACCCUAGAGCUAAAAACCCAAACAAAGCAUAACUCGUAAACCCAAAUUUUCAUCAUCAUUACUUGAGAUGUAUAUGUCUUCAUUGUCUCCAAGACUCCACAAAGCAUACAAAUCUAGAUGUGUUAGCUUACCGGUUCGGUCUCAUCCGAGUGUUAGGAGGAUUCAAGAAGUAAUCUCCAAAGUUAGAGCAUUGGGGUCGUCUUCGCUAGAGUCGAGGACCAUGGUUAGUGACGGGCUCUCUGGUCUUACCGAACUAUAUAGAUGUCUAAGUGAAGAUCUUUUCAAGUCUUCUUCUGAAACUCAACAAACUCUUCUAAACAGUGGCUUGAUGGAUGAUCUUCUUGAAGUGUCCCUGAAGUACUUAGAGGUCUGUGGAGGUGCUAAAGACGGUGCGUCGAGGAUAAAAAAGAGUGUUGUUGAGCUUCAGUCCGCUUUGAGAAGGAGCAAGAAGGGUGGUGAGUUUAACCUCGAGAACGACAUGGAUGCUUACAUGGCGUCAGGUAAAGAGAUCAAGAAGGAGAUCAAGAAGUAUAUGGUAAUGUCGAAAGAGACAGACGCAUGUUUGGAGAGUAGUGUUUGGCGUGGUGGUGAUGAUCAAGAGAUAAGUUCUUUGGUGAGAGUGAUGCAAGAAACAAGCGUGAUCACAUGUUUCGUCUUGCGCACAGUUUUGUCGUUUUUGUCGUCGCCAAAAGGGUUAAAGAGUAAGUGUCAUCAUCAACCCAAACGUUGGGGCAUUGUUAUGAAGCUUGUGAAGAAAGGGAUAGAUCAUCACAAUCAAGAGAAGAGAGAUCAUGAGAAACGUUUUUCUUGUCUCGAGCUUGAAGCUAUGGAAACUGAAAUUGGGAAGCUCAUUACAAGGGAAGAUCAAGAAGAGGAGAAAGAGAUUAGUGAGGAAAUAAGUGAAAGGAUUCAGUGUUCAUUGGUUAGAUCCAAAGAAGUAGAGGCAGCCAUGGAAGAGCUUGAAGAGGGACUCGAAGGAUUGUUCAAGGUGAUGAUACAAGCUAGAGUCUCUCUUCUAAACAUCCUAUCCACAUAAAUAACAUGGGACCAGAUCCGUGUUUAUUGUUCUGAAUCAAGAUGGAUCGUUUUGUUUUAAAGUCUUGAUUUGUCUUUGAUUUUCAUCUGUGUGUUGAGAGUUUAAACAUGCAUCCAUAUAUUAGAGGAUGUGUGUUUGUUGUAAGUUCAAAACUCAUCCAGGUUUGAACAACUCUUGUAAAGUUAUAUGUACUUAUAAAUAUCCAUAA